Molecule: messenger RNA, 4458 nt
Organism: Aspergillus puulaauensis
Lineage: Eukaryota; Fungi; Ascomycota; Eurotiomycetes; Eurotiales; Aspergillaceae
Product: LipA and NB-ARC domain protein
Exons: 3
Coding region: 1-4458 (1485 amino acids)
Molecular function (GO): ADP binding
Source: RefSeq, a predicted model, not a curated record
AUGGACCUCGCAUCGCGCAUUCGGCAGUUCGGCCUGAACGUCGUCUACCAGGCGCCAAACCCGGUCGUUGAUAUCGUCUUCGUUCAUGGACUCAACGGCCAUCCUCAUCGCACCUGGACCUCGUCCAAUACAGACACCUUCUGGCCGGCCGACCUGCUGCCUGAUGUUAUGAGCCAGACCCCGGUCAGGAUUCUGUCCUACGGGUAUAACGCCAAUGUCACCUCGUUUACGGACGGUGCGUCCAAGGAUCGUAUUUUGAAUCAUUCUGAAACCCUUGCUGCAAACCUUGCCGCGAAUAGAGAGAUCAAAAAUUGCUCUGAACGGCCAAUCAUUUUCGUUUGCCACUCGCUGGGUGGCUUGGUCGUGAAGCGCGCCCUAAUUUACUCUCGAAGUCUUACCAACGAGAAGGUCGAGCAUCUCCGCUCGAUCUAUGUCUCGACUUAUGGCAUUUUGUUCCUAGGGACUCCGCACAACGGAUCUGAAGUUGCAAAAUGGGGCUUGCUUUUGCAGAAUAUCUGUUCUGCAGUGCUUCCUAGGAAGUUCAUGGAUUCUUCGCCUCACCUCGUCAGGGCUCUCAAAACUAAUAAUGAGACUCUGCAAAACAUUAACAGUCUCUUUACUGACAUGAUUCCCCGUUUUCAUAUCGGUUUCUUCCACGAGACUCUUCCUACUGAUGUCAAGGGGACCAAGGAGCUGAUUGUAGACGAGAGUUCUGCGGCACCUUUUGCGGACGGCGUCGAGAGGAUGGGAAUCGAAGCCGACCACAGUCAUAUGUGUAAGUUUGAUGACGAGACCUCGCCUGGCUACGAGACCGUUGCAGUAGCCAUUCUACGAUACGCCCGUGAUGCACCUGCUACAAUCCAGGAAAGGUGGCGCGAAGAGGACAAAACUCGAAUGAUCAUUAAGACCCAGAAGGCAAGAGAGAUAUUCGGGGACAUUGCUGCACCCACCGGAGGGUCAGACCGUCAGGGGGGGGAUAGGUCUCUUGGGGGGCAAGGCCCUAGUGACGCUCAUACGGUUAAUCCUCCUGUACAACUCCCGUAUUUACCGGCUCCGGAAAAAAAGUCUCAUCCACCAUCCAUAGAAGAUAGUAUGGACUUGACAUCUUCUCGCUCGCUUCACAGGGAGCCCGUCUGGGUGGCACCCCCAGGAUUCCACCGCAAUGCGGCGUUUUUUGGUAUGACGCGAGAACUGGAUAUCCUACACACGAGGCUUUUCAAGGCAAAGAGACGUUCAGAAAAUCUGAUGGCAGUGCUGAUCUCUGGGGUUCCGGGAUCGGGAAAAUCGCAUCUUGCUCGUCAAUACGUUUGGAAUCAUCGCGACGAUUACCCAGGAGGUAUAUUUUGGGUCGAUGCGAAGAGCCGCCAGUCCACAUUCAAGUGUUUUUGGGAUAUUGCCCAAGCAGCUACCUUGACUGACGGCCAAGAAUUUCAGAGCUCCGACACCAAAUCGUCUAGUAGGUAUGUUGAGGCAGUCCGCCACUGGAUGCAGUCGCGGCAGGAAUGGCUCCUCGUUUUCGAUGGGGUGAGUUUUGGACGCGAUGAGGACAUAAAUGACUUCAAGCAGUUCCUUCCAUUCAAGGAGAAAUGCGGUAUCAUUUAUACAUCGGUUGAUAAAACUCUACGGAAGAAACAACGUUUAUACGAGCCAUACUCCCUUACAGUGUCUCCACUUGAAGUUGAAGAUGCAUGCAAGCUUCUCUUCAAGGAUCUGGGCAUUAAACGGCCCACCAAGGAUCAAGCUCGCAAGGCAACGGAAGUGGUAAUCCACUACGAAUGCCUGCCCUUGGCUAUCCAUGCUAUCAGUCACCGGCUGAGUGCAACGGGAAAACCGAUUGAGAAGUACCAUAUCCACUCGCAUUUCACGGACGAGAAGCUUGCCGAGCCAUUUUUAAGCAUCAUGCAUGAUCUAUAUCGCGGCGAACAUUUUGAGGCACUCAACCUCAUUAACCUUUUGUCGUUCCUCGGCCACCAUGUCCCGGUUGGAUUGAUAACACUGGGAAAGUCGUUCUUGCACGCCUGGAACAUCGACGUUUUCACUAGUAGCCGGCCAGGUGACCACGGGGACCUUGACACGACCCUGGGAGUUUUGAUCCGCUACGGACUUAUCGAGAGGACUUCAGACAUGUAUCCAUUGCUUCAGACACCUACAUCGCCACUAUCCGAAAAAUAUCCAGUGGACUUGAAGGCGGUUAUUCCCGACUUGUCAGAAUCCCAGACUGAGAGCAGCAGCCAAGAGGGAUUUUUCGCUACAUUCCAAAACUCCGGUGUCUCCGAUGUCGUCAAGAUCCAUAGCGUAGUCCAAGGUUUCUGCCGUGACGAGCUCAAAAUAAUUGAUAAAGAGCUCAAGGCCGCUGCGGGAUUCCACAAAGGACAAGCCACCGGACAAAGCACUGGAUAUUAUGACUCCUGGCUGAUCGUUGCUACCAACGUCCUUUGUACAUCGUUUGAGUGCGCCAAAUGCCGCAUGGACCGCGUUGAUGACUGCGGCUCGGUCAAGGACUAUCGCGAAUACGAAACUCAUGUAUCGCAGUUAAUGAAGAAUUACCCCAAGAGGACCGCCGAUAGCAGAGUCAGCGACGCACAGAAGCAGUUGAAGGAGGUCUUGAGGACCAUCCGUAGCGAGAUUGUCCGGAUUUCACCAAACUCUUCACAGGAAUCUGUUCGCAAGCAUCGCUCUGUCUUUGACCGAUCGAGCAGCUCGUCAUCUUUUCCAGAUUCAACAGUCGACGAUGGGCCGUCUCGUCAAUUGACCCUGGAUUUCAGUGAUGUCGUACCUGUGAGAUCCGAAUCGCCUCAGGAGGCCAAGCUCUCGCCUCCACAAGUCAAUCUGGGCCCUAUAAUUCCUCACAUUUUCAGAAACUCGAGCAGCCAAAUUAAAGAAGAUUUCCUGAAAGAAGAGGCACUCUUGAAGGAUGGAUACAUGACCGAUGAUGAAUCCGCCAGGGCCAGAUCUCCAGCCAUGUCGCAAAUGAGCCACUCAACCGAGCGGCCAAAACCAUCGCAGUCUGCUAGUCCUCGCCAACACACCGACGACGAGGGAUGGCACGUUGUCCAGAACCCUUCCAAGGCCAAACCAGCCCCGAAAUCAAAGGUGCCAAGGUCGCUACAAAAGCACAAGAGGGGUCUUAAAUUCCCCCGUGGGAUUGGAAACUCCAAACCUGCGGCUCCGGUUCUUCAUAGGACACCUGCACAGUGGAGGAGCGGAUCAGGUGGUAGCGGCCCUCUGAGUGAGCUCAGCCCCCAUAGGACAGCAUCCGAAGCCCUAUCCGCUGUCAAUAAAGCAAAUAGCCCGACCCAGCCAAGGGGAUAUGACUUUGGUCAAACUUUACCACAGGGAAAGAAGGAAAAUGCACCUACCUAUGCAUACGUUGCGUCGAAGCUAGCUGGGGAGCCUAUGCCCUCGGCAAUGAACCAACGGUCUUCUUCCUCGCCCGGUGCAAGACAACGCCCGGUUUUCUCGAUGCUUCAAAGCAGGGCUUCGGAUGACUCACUAUCGAGCAACCCAGCAUUCUCGGCGAUGUCCGCCGAACCGAUGGUCCAGUCAACAUACAGCGAGCCGGACCACGGACUCAUGCAGCAAAUGAAUGCUGUGGAUCUGAGCUCCCAAUAUCCUGGCAUUCAAUUCGGUAGCAGGCAAGUUGUCCAGGCAGAUCUCUCCGCAAGCACCCCAAUCCUCGGGCUUCCUUACGAGAGCAACAUUGAAGUCAGUGCCCCUCAACGCCGUGUGCAACGCGCUGCGACUCCGGCUUUUAGUAGCAAGUCCUCGACAAAUCUGAGUAACCCACAUCCAUCUGCAAUCAUGCCUGGGGCAUCCCCUCCCUCGGACCAUGCGCCUGAAAUAAUGUCGCGCAAUCCCUCAGGUCAAUCUCAUCAAUCUCACCAUUCCUGGUCUACCGAGCCGACGACCCUUCGGUAUCCGACACGCAUCUCACCACUCCCUUCAAACUUAGCCGCUGCCCCUGGGCCAACAGCGGGGGUGACAUACCAGGUCGUGCAGAACCCGGAGCAACAAAUCCUCGAAGGGGCUGGAAGUUGGGUCUCAGAUCCGGAGAUGAGACCGACAACACAGCGACAGUAUCCCCAUGCGGCUGAUAGCUCAUACGCUGCUGUAGUGCAACGACAAUUCAAGCCUCCACAAAACCCACACGCUGCAGUUCCCGAUGCAAUCUGGGGUACACCAGUGCCAGCCCCGGCACCUCCAGCUCUCCACUUCGGUGCGCACAGAGUCGACCUUGAGGCUGCGCGUCAGAGGCAGUACCAGCUCCAGGCAGCGCAGUCGCAGCAUCAUCACACCUAUAUUCAUGAUAACCGUUCUGGACCACUGUUCACGAUGCCACCACAGCAAACGGAGGCCGCAUACCCCCAGGGGUACCUAAUGAGAGGCGAUAACCGAGUGCGUGCGAGGAGCGGGAGCACGCCUUCCACCCAGUAUCCCGGGCUCGGAUUGGACUACUGA